AUGCCGGCUCUGCCAGCACUGCUGCUGUCGAUUUAUGUCGUCGUCCUGCUGCUGACCAUGGCACCGCUCUCCUUCAGCCAGGCCAACACCCUCUCUGCCGUCCGGAUGGCGGCCAUUUUGGAUGACCAGUCCGUGUGUGGUCGCGGCGAGCGUCUGGCGCUGGCUCUGGCGAGGGAGAACAUCAACAGUCUGAUGGAGGGCCCCUCCCAGGCGAGGGUGGAGGUGGACGUCUACGAGCUGCAGAAGGACUCCCAGUACGACACCACCGACACCAUGUGUCAGAUCCUGCCGAAGGGCGUGGUCGCUGUGAUUGGCCCCGCCUCCAGCCCCGCCUCCGGCUCCACCAUCAGUCACAUCUGUGGAGAGAAAGAGAUCCCUCAUGUGAAGAUCGGUCCCGAGGAAACCCCGAAGCUGCCCUACCUCCGCUUCGCCUCGGUGACGCUCUACCCGAGCAACGAGGACCUGAGCCUGGCCAUCGGGUCCAUCCUGCGCUCCUUCGGCUACCCGACGGCCAGCCUCAUCUGCGCCAAAGCAGAGUGCCUGCUGCGAUUGGAGGAGCUGGUCCACCGCUUCCUCAUCUCUAGGGAGACGCUGUCGGUGCGAAUGCUGGACGACAGCCUGGACCCCACCCCCCUGCUGAAGGAGAUCCGAGACGACAAAGUGGCCACCAUCAUCAUCGACGCCAACGCCUCCAUCUCCUACCACAUCCUCAGGAAGGCCAACGAGCUGGGGAUGACGUCAGCUUUCUACAAGUACAUCCUCACCACCAUGGACUUCCCUCUGCUUCGGCUGGACGACGUGGUGGACGAUCAGUCCAACAUUGUGGGCUUCUCCAUGCUGAACGGCAGCCACUCCUUCUACCUGGAGUUCAUCAGGAGCCUGAACCUGUCGUGGAGGGAAGGCUGCGACAUCAGUCCGUACCCGGGACCGGCGCUGUCGUCGGCCUUGAUGUUCGACGCGGUUCACGUGGUGGUGAGCGCCGUGCGGGAACUGAACCGCAGUCAGGAGAUCGGAGUGAAACCGCUGAGCUGCACCUCGCCCCUCAUCUGGCAGCACGGGACCAGCCUCAUGAACUACCUACGCAUGGUGGAGUACGACGGUCUGACAGGCCACAUUGAGUUCAACAGCAAAGGCCAGAGGACCAAUUACACCCUGAAGAUCCUGGAGAAGCACCCCGGGGGCCAUAAAGAGAUCGGUAUCUGGUAUUCCAAUAACACGCUGGCCAUGAACUCCACUUCCCUGGACCUCAACGCGUCAGAGACGCUGGCUAACAAGACGCUAAUCGUCACCACAAUCCUGGAAAACCCGUACGUGAUGCGUAAGUCCAACUACCAGGACUUUCAGGGUAACGAGCAGUACGAGGGUUUCUGCGUGGACAUGCUGCGGGAGCUGGCCGACAUCUUGAAGUUCUCCUUCAAGAUCAAGCUGGUGGACGACGGGCUGUACGGCGCCCCCGAGCCCAACGGCAGCUGGACCGGCAUGGUGGGAGAGCUGAUCAACAGGAAAGCAGACCUGGCGGUCGCCGGCUUCACCAUCACCUCAGAGAGAGAGAAGGUGAUCGAUUUCUCCAAACCCUUCAUGACUCUGGGGAUCAGCAUCCUGUACCGGGUUCACCUGGGUCGUAAACCGGGUUACUUCUCCUUCCUGGAUCCGUUCUCCCCGGCUGUCUGGCUCUUCAUGCUGCUGGCCUACCUCGCCGUCAGCUGCGUCCUCUUCCUCGCCGCCAGGCUCAGCCCCUAUGAGUGGUACAACCCUCACCCGUGCCUGCGGGAGCGGCGGGACGUCCUGGAGAACCAGUACACGCUGGGGAACAGCCUGUGGUUCCCGGUGGGCGGCUUCAUGCAGCAGGGCUCAGAGAUCAUGCCGCGCGCUCUGUCCACGCGCUGCGUUAGCGGCGUCUGGUGGGCGUUCACCCUCAUCAUCAUCUCGUCCUACACGGCCAACCUGGCGGCGUUCCUGACCGUCCAGAGGAUGGAGGUUCCCAUCGAGUCUCCGGACGAUCUGGCCGACCAAACCAACAUCCAGUACGGGACCAUCCACGGAGGGUCCACCAUGACCUUCUUCAUGAACUCGCGGUACCAGACGUACCAGCGGAUGUGGAACUACAUGUACUCCAAGCAGCCCAGCGUGUUCGUGAAGAGCACCGAGGAAGGCAUCGCCCGAGUCCUCAACUCCAAGUACGCCUUCCUGAUGGAGAGCACCAUGAACGAGUACUACCGCAGCCUCAACUGCAACCUCACGCAGAUCGGAGGACUGCUGGACACCAAAGGAUACGGCAUCGGCAUGCCUCUGGGCUCUCCGUUCAGAGACGAGAUCACUCUGGGGAUCUUACAGCUGCAGGAGAGCAACAGGCUGGAGAUCCUGAAGAGACGCUGGUGGGAGGGAGGGCAGUGUCCCAAAGAGGAGGACCACCGAGCCAAAGGUCUCGGCAUGGAGAACAUCGGCGGGAUUUUCGUGGUCCUGAUCUGUGGCCUCAUCAUCGCCGUCUUCGUGGCCAUCAUGGAGUUUGUGUGGUCGACGCGCCGCACCGCCGAGACGGACGAGGUAAACCAUCAUCAUCAUCCUCCUCCUCCUCUUCCUCUCUCGUCCUCCUCCUCCUGCCCCGCCCCCGGCCUCAGCCUCAGCUCAGACACCUCAGUCUCUGUUUGUCAGGAGAUGUUGACGGAGUUUCGAAACGCCGUCUCCUGUAAGAAGAGUUCUCGUUCUCGGCGGCGGCGGCCUCUGACCAGCGCCGGGGGCGGAGUCUUGCGUCAUCCGUCACGCCUGGCCCUGGCAGCCCCGCGUCCCAUCCGUCUGGUCCGCGAAAUGCGUCUCAGCAACGGUAAACUGUACAGUGGCGCCGGCCCCCUGACGGGCGGGCUGGCGGGGCUUGGGGGAGGUAUGGGAGCAGGUCCUGAUUUGGGCCCAGGACCACAGAGGCUCCUGGAGGACCCGGCAGGCACCAACGCCACCAGUGGCACACCCCCUCCCCCUCCUCCGGCGUCUGCCCUGGUGGCUCCUCCCGCCCCACCACGUAGCUUCCUGCAGGCCUGCAGCCAUGUGCGGAUCUGCCAGGAGUGCCGGCGGAUCCAGAGCCUGCGGCCGACCGCGCUCACGCCUCCCCCACCUCCUCCCCCCUCCUCAUCCUCCUCCGCCUCCUCCUGCUCCCGGAUCCCUCCCUCCGUGCCAACGCCAGGUCACCACCACCGUCACAACCCCCACCACCACCUCCACUACCACCACGGCUCCAUGUCGCUGCCCCGCCUCCCGCCGCCGCCUCCUCCAAUCCCAGCAGACAGAGCUGACAGCGAUGGAGGAGGGGGGGUGGGGAGCCCCCGGCAGGCCAAUACCAAACCGCUGCCACCACCCCGGCCGAUACCCCCCCCCAAGACUCCAACACGCCCGCCAACAGACUUACUGGGGGGGCACGACUGA
This is a messenger RNA of Chelmon rostratus (copperband butterflyfish), 3414 nucleotides long. Its product is annotated as glutamate receptor ionotropic, kainate 5-like. NCBI's taxonomy places the organism in Eukaryota, Metazoa, Chordata, Actinopteri, Chaetodontiformes, Chaetodontidae. Gene Ontology annotation, biological process: synaptic transmission, glutamatergic; modulation of chemical synaptic transmission; monoatomic ion transport. Gene Ontology annotation, molecular function: kainate selective glutamate receptor activity; transmitter-gated monoatomic ion channel activity involved in regulation of postsynaptic membrane potential. The record is from RefSeq and is a predicted model, not a curated record. The coding region runs from base 1 to 3414 and encodes 1137 amino acids. Gene Ontology annotation, cellular component: presynaptic membrane; postsynaptic membrane; plasma membrane. The transcript is spliced from 19 exons.